Notolabrus celidotus (New Zealand spotty) is the source of this 2038-nucleotide messenger RNA. It is a transcript of the gene slc2a10, whose product is annotated as solute carrier family 2 member 10. The transcript is spliced from 7 exons. Gene Ontology annotation, cellular component: membrane. Gene Ontology annotation, biological process: transmembrane transport. The record is from RefSeq and is a predicted model, not a curated record. The coding region runs from base 206 to 1831 and encodes 541 amino acids. Gene Ontology annotation, molecular function: transmembrane transporter activity. NCBI's taxonomy places the organism in Eukaryota, Metazoa, Chordata, Actinopteri, Labriformes, Labridae.
UCCUGAAGGUACACAAGUUUCUCCAGGAGCAUCUCUCGGCAGCUUAUACGGAAGCCUCACUGAACUCAAGAAUGUCAUUCCAGUCUUUCACAACCAUGAGGACAAAGAUAUGAGGAAACUGAGACAGAUCUUAAAGUUCUCUUUAAGAGGAUGUUGUCUGAGAAGAGUCUGACUAAAAUGUGCACUUAGAAGAAGAAAAAGGACAAUGGCUAAUGUGGUCCUCCUGUUGGCCAGUGCUGUGUCCACACUGGGCGGCCUGGUCUUUGGUUAUGAAAUGGGCAUCAUCUCUGGGGCCUUGCUACAGCUCAAAGUGGAUUUCAGGCUGUCAUGUGUUAGGCAGGAGGCUCUGGUCAGCUCCUUGUUAAUAGGAGCCCUGCUGGCCUCCAUUGUGGGCGGCAGUAUGAUCGACAAUCAGGGCCGCAGGAAGUCCAUCAUCUUCAGCAACAUCCUGAUCCUGGCCGGCAGCCUGGUCCUGCUCAUCAGCUCCUACGCUGCACUAGUAGUGGGCCGGAUCACAGUGGGCUUCGCCAUGUGCUUAUCCUCCAUGUCCUGCUGCAUCUUUGUGUCUGAAAUGGUUACCCCAGAACGCAGGGGCUUCCUGGUAACACUGUACGAAGCUGGAGUCACGGUGGGGAUUCUGGCAGCAUACGCCAUCAACUACUUACUGUCUGACUUAACAAGAGGGUGGAAGUGGAUGUUUGGAUUAGCCAUAGCACCCACUUUGAUUCAGCUGGUCUGUGUCAUAUUUCUUCCAUCAAGCACUAAAAAGUCCAAAUACAGAAGAGACUGCUCUCAAACCGAAAGAGACCUCAUAAGCUCAAGCGAAAGCCAUGAAUCAGAAGACUCAAAAAGCAUUGAGAACAAAACGAUUCAGUACAGCAGUGUGUACCUUUUCCAGCGCAAAGACAACAUGAGGACUCGGACUGUGAUCGGUCUUGGUCUGGUGCUCUUUCAGCAGUUCACGGGCCAGCCCAACGUGCUGUUAUACGCCUCCACCAUCUUCCACUCCGUUGGGUUUCAUAGCGAUUCCUCUGCAGUGCUGGCGUCUGUGGUGCUGGGGUUAGUCAAAGUGAUUGCCACCCUGUCCUCCAUGGUGGUCUCGGACAGGGUGGGCAGGAGACCUCUGCUCAUCAGUGGAUGCUCUGUCAUGGCGCUGUGUCUGAUAACCAUUGGGCUCCUGAGCGGACAGUCCAUGAUCCAGGAUGCGAAGAGGCCUUGUGAGUCUGAGGACUUCAGUGCUAACAUAACAGAUCUGCCUCGUCUGUCUCUUUUGAACCAGUCAGCUACUGAACCACCUUUCAAUGAAGACCAGAGACUUCUCUUUAACAGAACACAAACUGAGGAUGGGCUCGAUCAAGUCGGACAGACUGUAACAGACUCUCUGAAAUCUUCACGUCAUGUCAAUAACCAAGUGGUGAACUGGAUCAUUCUCCUGUGUAUGAUGGCUGUGGUCACUGCAUACUCUACUGGAUUUGGACCAAUGACGUGGCUUCUCCUGAGUGAAAUAUUCCCGGCUGCUAUCAGAGGGAGGGCCUUUGCAUUCACCAACUGCUUCAACUGGGCCGCCAACCUGCUGGUCACUUUCACUUUCUUGAAUUUUAUUGAUUUAAUCGGUCUGUCUGGGAUAUUUUUCCUGUACGGGGUAAUCGCUGUGGUAGCUGCAGUCUUCUUCCACUUCAUGCUACCAGAGACCAAAGGCAAGACUCUGGAGGAAAUAGACAGGGAGCUGCGUUCAAACAGGUUUUACCACAAUGAUGCGUGCUGUGGUAACUUAAGAAGCACUUCCGCAAAGUAUCAAAGAGUGCAGUGUGAGGUCAGCUCCUCGGGAUGAUCCAGUCAGAGCUGCAGCAUUUAACAAACACAUAUGAAGCAGUUUGCAAACCCCAGACAUACACAGAUUAACUUCCUACUGUACUGUAACCCUACUGACAUCAAAUUCAAGCUGACAUCUGAAAGUAGGUGUAAGUUUUACUUCAUAUUGAAAUGAAUGUGAUUUAUUUUUGUGAAAUGUUAAUAAAGUGAUUUCUGUUCAGUCACA